This is a messenger RNA of Acipenser ruthenus (sterlet), 5449 nucleotides long. RefSeq names its product oocyte zinc finger protein XlCOF26-like. The transcript is spliced from 3 exons. Gene Ontology annotation, molecular function: DNA-binding transcription factor activity; RNA polymerase II cis-regulatory region sequence-specific DNA binding. The coding region runs from base 3075 to 4091 and encodes 338 amino acids. Lineage: Eukaryota; Metazoa; Chordata; Actinopteri; Acipenseriformes; Acipenseridae. The record is from RefSeq and is a predicted model, not a curated record. Gene Ontology annotation, biological process: regulation of transcription by RNA polymerase II.
AGAACAGCUUCCCAUAACAACAGCAGUCCAGAACAGGAAGAGGUUCCCUGUUUCUCAAUGUUACAGCACACUGAUGAUACGCUUAUUCAGAGCUGAGCAGAGGCGCAGGCAUAAAACAAAAACUAAACAUAUUUAUUUAGGGCGUAAAAAACAACCAAAUACGGCUGCAUUACAUUUUAUUAACGAUUAAAAAAAAGGUUUUAGGUGGACAGACAAAAACGUGCUGUACGGAGAUCGAUAGUAUUGUGUUCAUGACAACACUACUGGCAAGAAAAAUAGCGUCGAUACGCCGCCGUCAACCGCAACUACACUGCUUACAUGAAUUAGUGGAAACAAGACGGUCAAAUUGCAGUAUCUGACGUAAGUGUGCUUUUAUUCUGUUUUACUUAUAUAUCCCCUUCAGUCGCUGCGUGCAGCCUUUAUUGCAACACGUUAAGGUCCAUUUGUCAUCUAUUUCACAUUACAAUCCCAUUAUAUAUUAUUAAACUGCACUAUAAUAGUGUUCUAAAAAUAAAUACAAAUAUAAUGUAUACUUUUGCGCUGUAACUAAGAAAUUUACAAUCGUAAAGAUUGUUUUCAGUGCUUCCGCCCAAAAGCCCUGAUUUCGAAUCUUGACAUCUGUGACGUCACUAGAGGAAAACAAAGCACAAACUUACACACAAUAUUGCUCUGAAUCCAGCUGGUUUAACAGACCUCUAGAGGUACAGACGUGCUCAAAUUUGUUGGUACCCUUACAGCUCAUUGAAAUAAUGCUUCAUUCGUCCUGAAAAGUGAUGAAAUUAAAAGCUAUUUUAUCAUGCCUUUGGUAUGUCAUAGAAUAAAGCAAAGAAGCUGUGAAAAGAGAUGAAUUAUUGCUUAUUCUACAAAGAUAUUCUAAAAUGGCCUGGACACAUUUGUUGGUACCCCUUUGAAAAGAUAAUAAAUAAUUGGAUUAUAGUGAUAUUUCAAACUAAUUAGUUUCUUUAAUUAGUAUCACACAUGUCUCCAAUCUUGUAAUCAGUCUUACAGCCUAUUUAAAUUGAGAAAAGUAGUCACUGUGCUGUUUGGUAUCAUUGAGUGCACCACACUGAACAUGGACCAGAGAAAGCAAAGGAGAGAGUUGUCUGAGGAGAUCAGAAAGAAAAUAAUAGACAAGCAUGGUAAAGGUAAAGGCUACAAGACCAUCUCCAAGCAGCUUGAUGUUCCUGUGACAACAGUUGCAAAUAUUAUUAAGAAGUUUAAGGUCAAUGGAACUGUAGCCAACCUCCCUGGGCGCGGCUGCAAGAGGAAAAUCGACCCCAGAUUGAACAGAAGGAUAGUGCGAAUGGUAGAAAAAGAACCAAGGAUAACUGCCAAAGAGAUACAAGCUGAACUCCAAGGUGAAGGUACGUCAGUUUCUGAUUGCACAAUCCGUCGCUUUUUGAGCAAAAGUGGGCUCCAUGGAAGAAGACCCAGGAGGACUCCACUUUUGACAGAAAAACAUAAAAAAGCCAGACUGGAAUUUGCUAAAAUGCAUAUUGACAAGCCACAAUCCUUCUGGGAGAAUGUCCUUUGGACAGAUGAGUCAAAACUGGGGCUUUUUGGCAAGUCACAUCAGCUCUAUGUUGACAGGCGAAAAAAUGAAGCUUUCAAAAAAAAGAACACCAUACCUACAGUGAAACAUGGAGGAGGCUCGGUUAUGUUUUGGGGUUGCUUUGCUGCGCCUGGCACAGGGUGCCUUGAAUCUGUGCAGGGCACAAUGAAAUCUCAAGACUAUCAAGGCAUUCUGGAGCGAAACAUACUGCCCAGUGUCAAAAACCUCUGUCUCAGUCGCAGGUCAUGGGUCCUCCAACAGGAUAAUGACCCAAAACACACAGCUAAAAGCACCCAAGAAUGGAUAAGAACAAAACAUUGGACUAUUCUGAAGUUGCCUUCUAUGAGUCCUGAUCUGAAUCCUAUCGAACAUCUAUGGAAAGAGCUGAAACUUGCAGUCUGGAGAAGGCACCCAUCAAACCUGAGACAGCUGGAGCAGUUUGCUCAGGAAGAGUGGGCCAAACUACCUGUUAACAGGUGCAGAAGUCUCAUUGUGAGCUACAGAAAACGUUUGAUUGCAGUGAUUGCCUCUAAAGGUUGUGCAACAAAAUAUUAGGUUAGCGGUCCCAUCAUUUUUGUCCAUGCCGUUUUCAUUUGUUUUAUUAUUUACAAUAUUAUGUUCAAUAAAAAAUCAAAAGCAAAGUCUGAUUUCUAUUAAAUAUGGAAUAAACAAUGGUGGAUGCCAAUUACUUUUGUCAGUUUCAAGUUAUUUCAGAGAAAAUUGUGCAUUCUUCGUUUUUUUGUGGAGGGGUACCAACAAAUUUGAGCACGUCUGUAUAUAUUGAACCUAUUAUUCAAUUUAACCGACUUACUUAUACUUAUUGUUAUUCAUAAUUUUAUUAGGCCUAAUAUUUAUAUAUAAUACUAUUAAAUUGUUACUAACACAGUUAAAAAAAUAAUAAUAGGCCUAUUUUAGCGAUGGUUAAACGGUGUGCUGUAGUGUUUUGUGGUAAUUCCACAUACAGUGGACAUAGUGUCCGCCUAUUUCCAAAUGAUCCUGUUAAAAGGUGACUUUGGGUCAAGUUUGUCCAAGUUAAAAGGAAAGCUUUUCAUGAGACAUCCAAUUCCGUGAUUUGCGGCGCUCAUUUCACAUCCGACAGCUUUGUUAAUGAAAUGCAGUUUGCGAUGGGUCUCAGUCGUAGGAGAGAUUUGAAAAGCGGGGCAGCACCGACUAUACAGCCAGUACACACGGAAGAGCAGAUAAGAAAGGAGAGAAAAAGACGAAGUAAGCUACCGGGGAAGAAGAGAGACAGGUGGAGUGUCUCUUCAUAUAACACGCCAGUGUGUUUGUCUUCAGCUGCAGUUGUCAAUAAGAGGCCAAGAAGCCAAGCCGUUAAGAAAGUGGAGGUUGCUAGAAUAAGUGCACGGGAAUGCGUUGCAUGGAAAAAAAAAAGUAUUUGUGAAAGUAAAAUCGACAGCCCACUUCAAGAUCAAGAUUUGUGAUGCAGAAAUCGUAAAAUAAUGAUUCCACUCAUCCAGCUUUUUAGGACUUUGGCUCUGAAGAGGCAACGUUUGGAUCCAGUAUGGAGCCCAUUGCAGAGCAGGUGGCUGAACUGAAACUUAUCCAGAUUAAAGAGGAGGUCUCUGAACUGGAAAUCGACCCUGUUGAGAAAGAGUCCCCGGAACUGGAGAAUAUCUGCAUCAAAGAGGAAGAGGAGGCUGAAGGGGAAUCGCUUUACAUCAGGAGAGUGAUUGUGGAGUCGGAUUAUGUCUACGUUAAACCUGAAGAAUCUGACCUUGAAGUUUCAAUUGAAGGACUGAAGUCUCAAGACACUAAUGUUAAGAAUGGAAUGGGAUCUGUACAGUUGGAAUAUCACAUCUCUCUGCCAGACACUGUCCAAAUGCAUCCUUCACUGCAAGGUGAAGAGAUACCUUUGGUGACCACAGUGCUUCCAACCAAUGAGUCAAAUACAGAAUCUAAAACCAAACGUGGCAGGCAUGUGGGACGACAUCAGUGUAUUGAAUGUGGGAAGAGUUUCGUACAAUCCUACAACCUUAAAGUUCACCAGAGGACUCACACAGGAGAGAAGAUGUACCCCUGCACCAACUGUGGAAAGACCUUCAGUCAAAUCGGCAGCCUUAAAAAACACCAGCUGACCCACACCGGAGAGAAACCGUAUCAGUGCUCUGAAUGCGGGAAGAGAUUUAGCCAGACCAGCAACCUGAACACCCAUCGGAGAAUUCACACGCGGGAGAAGCAGAACCGCUGCAGCGACUGUGGGAAAACGUUCAAUAACCUGAGCAACUUGAGAGCGCACCAGAAAAUCCACACGGGAGAGAAGCCGUACCUCUGCCCCGAGUGUGGACAGAGUUUCAGUCUCUUCUGGAACCUGAAGAGACACCAGAAAGCCCACGCAGGAGAGAAGCAGUAUUGCUUUAUGGAAUGCGGCCGGACUUUCAGUCAGUUCAGCUCCCUUAAAAGACACCGGAAAGUCCACACUGAAGAGAAACCGUAUCACUGUACGGAGUGUGUCAAAACCUUCAGGACAUACAGAUCCCUGAAAGGACACCAGAAAAUUCACACAGGAGGGAAACUGUGACUCUCCUAAAUGCGGCAAGACUUGUAGUCACUGAGACUCUGUUACAAAACACAGGAGAGACAUCAUGGGCUUGAAGACAAAGUGGAAGGCAAUUUACUGACAGCAUGUAAAUGCAACCUUUAGAAAAUGAAAUGCUGUGCCAUUUAUAUUGUGUGCAAAAUCCAUGCUGAAUGCGCUCAGAUCCACAGACAUGAAGAUAUUUUAACAUGAUAUUUUACUUUGAUCUGAAGUGCUUUAAAAUGCUCCAACUUGACAGCAGUACGUUUCUAAAACACAGACGAUCAUGUAAGAACUCAGACCUACACUUCAUAUCCCUAGUCCAAUUGCGGUCUCUUGCAAUGACAGACAUUUCGAAUAAAAGUUUCUUUUCAUCUCCUCGUUGAAGGCAUUGAAAAGGCGCCGAGUGGAAACGUCGUUGAAUGGGUUCGGUUUCUUUUAGUAUUUCUAAAUGGAGCACUGUUGAGUGCUUUCGAGUUAUGGAUGUUGUUGAUAACCAAGACUCAUGGACUUGUCCUUUAUCCCGACAUCAGCUUGUCAAUGAGAUGUAAAAGUCGAGAGCUGUUAUAAGACAGGAAUUGGAUUAAAAAAUGACUGCUUUUAUAAGAAAAAAAUAAUUUAUGUUAUUAAUUAGUCAUCAGAUGAUUUUAUCCAAAGUGAUUUAGAGACUAGGGGGUGAACUAUGCAUCAUCAGCUGCUGCUGCAGAGUCACUUACAGUAGGACCUCAUUUGUUUUACAUCUCAUGCAAAGGAUGGAGCACAAGGAGGUGAAGUGACUUGCUCAGGGUCACAUACACAGUGAGUCAGUGGUUGAGCUGGUAUUUUGAACUGGGAUCCUGCUGGUAUCAAGCCAUUUUCUUUAACCACUGGACCAGCAAGCCUCCAUAAUAUAUUUCAAAUAAAAGGAAUAAAGGUUUAAACAAUGCAAUUGUCAUUCUUUAUAUAUUUGCUUCAUUAUUUGGUAGAAAUGAUAUCUGUUGAUAAACUAAAAUGAAUUUUGGAGGGCUGUGAGGCCCUGUGAAUGUGAUAAUCUAUAUAUUGUGUAUGUGUGUUUUUAUUCUUGUAUUUUGAGUUAGUUUGGCUGGGAUGGGGUUCAAAUCCCAUCCCUGCAAAAUCCACAUGCAGAAUGUGACCAGGUCCUAAUUGAAUAAUUGAUAGUCGAUUAAACCUGGCAACACGGUAUAGAAGAGGAACCAGUUCCUUUGACCUGGGAGAGUUAGUUUAUGAGCAGGAAUGGGAGCAGCAGGUUGUGCUCCCUGGCACUGCUCUGAGAUGCCCCUUGCUUCAUUGUUUUGUGUAUUUUGUUUACAUCUGAAAACAAAUGUGUGAAAAACAUUAAAAACUGCAGUCUUUGUCUCCUU